Molecule: messenger RNA, 786 nt
Organism: Aspergillus heteromorphus CBS 117.55
Lineage: Eukaryota; Fungi; Ascomycota; Eurotiomycetes; Eurotiales; Aspergillaceae
Product: haloacid dehalogenase-like hydrolase
Exons: 2
Coding region: 19-741 (240 amino acids)
Source: RefSeq, a predicted model, not a curated record
CCUCGACCUAUCAGCGCCAUGACCGGCAGCAAGAAUGUGGUGUUUGACAUCGUCGGCACACUGGUGUCGUACGACGUCCUCUUUGAUGCCAUCGACACGCAGUUGGGGGCCCGUCUCCGCGCAGAGGGGAUUAAGCCGUCGCUUCUGGGGUACACCUGGAUCGAGGUCGCGGAGCGUGAGUACACAUAUCUAAGCUUGUCGGGGCAGUAUAAAUCAUUUGCGACCUGUUUCGAACUGCUAUUCUACCGUAUGCUUUAUAUGGCCGGCAUCCAGGAGCCUCGGAGCUUUGCCACCGACAGCGAUCUCAAGUUCAUCAUGAGCGAAUACACCAAAAUGGGGUUGCGUCCGGGAGCAGUCGAGUGCGUCACGAAGCUGCGCGAUGCCGGGUUCACCGUUUGGGCGUUGACGGCUGGAGACAUCGCAAGGGUGGGGGGUUAUUUCGCCAACGCGGGUCUCGCAUGGCCCGCAGAGAACCUGAAGUCGUGCGAUACGCAGGGCAUCGGGAAACCAGACUUGCGAGUAUAUCAACCGCUUCUCCAACAACUAUCUGAGCACGCGCAGCCCUGGUUCGCUGCGGGACACAUGUGGGACGUUUCGGCGGCUCGCCGUGCGGGAUACAAAGGGGCGUACUGCUCUAUCUGGGAGAAAGAGCCCAUUGUGGAGCUGUUUGGGGAGAUGGAGGUCAUGGCUGCGACUCUUCCUGAGAUGGCCGACAAGAUCAUUGCCGCACAAGGUGUGUGAGUAGAGAGAGAGAUGACGGGCUUUGGUGGAGAGAGAGAUAGACAU